Molecule: messenger RNA, 2322 nt
Organism: Myotis daubentonii (Daubenton's bat)
Lineage: Eukaryota; Metazoa; Chordata; Mammalia; Chiroptera; Vespertilionidae
Gene: UTP6
Product: UTP6 small subunit processome component
Biological process (GO): maturation of SSU-rRNA from tricistronic rRNA transcript (SSU-rRNA, 5.8S rRNA, LSU-rRNA)
Cellular component (GO): small-subunit processome; Pwp2p-containing subcomplex of 90S preribosome
Molecular function (GO): snoRNA binding; protein binding
Source: RefSeq, a predicted model, not a curated record
CACGUGCGAGCGUCUGGGCCAGGUCUCCGGAAUAGGCGGGCCCUUCCAGCGCGUGCCGGAAGUUGAGAGGCGCUUGGUGGGGUUCUAGGGUUCGGGCCUCAUGGCGGAGAUCAUCCAGGAACGCAUAGAGGACCGGCUCCCGGAGUUGGAGCAGCUGGAGCGCAUCGGACUGUUCAGUCAUGCGGAGAUAAAGGCUAUCAUUAAGAAGGCUUCAGAUCUAGAGUACAAAAUACAGCGAAGAGCUCUUUGUAAGGAAGACUUUAUCAAUUAUGUUCAAUAUGAAAUUAAUUUUCUGGAGCUGAUCCAGAGAAGAAGAGCUCGCAUCGGGUAUUCAUUUAAGAAGGAUGAGAUUGAGAAUUCUAUUGUACACCGGGUACAAGGCAUAUUCCGACGAGCUUCAGCAAAGUGGAAAGAUGAUGUUCAACUUUGGCUAUCCUAUGUAGUCUUCUGUAAGAAAUGGGCUACCAAAGCUCAACUUAGCAAGGUAUUCUCUGCCAUGUUGGCCAUUCAUUCAAACAAGCCAGCUUUGUGGAUUAUGGCGGCCAAAUGGGAAAUGGAAGAUCGCUUGUCUUCAGAAAGUGCAAGACAACUCUUUCUCCGAGCUCUGCGCUUUCAUCCCCAGUCCGCAAAACUUUAUCAAGAAUACUUCAGGAUGGAGCUGAUGCAUGCUGAGAAAUUGGGGAAGGAAAAGGAAGAAUUUGAGAAAGCCAAAAUGGAUGUGGGAAAUCUUGAUUAUCCUGAAGAAAUCCUUACGGGUGAGUUGGCACGGAUCAUCUACAAAAAUUCCAUAAACAUAAUUAAAGGUGCAGAAUUUCAUGUGUCACUGCUUUCAAUUGCACAGCUAUUCGAUUUUGCUAAAAAUCUGCAAAAGGAAAUUUAUGAUGACCUUCAGGCUCUGCACACAGAUGACCCUCUCACUUGGGAUUACGUGGCACGGCGAGAAUUAGAGAUCCAGCCACAGCCAGGAGAAGAGCAGCCUGCGACAAAGCAAGCCCGAGCACUGGAGAUGGGCCGGAGGGAGGAGCGCUGCUGCGCUGUGUACGAAGAAGCAGUCCAGACUCUCCCUACAGAGGCCAUGUGGAAGUGUUACAUCAGCUUUUGCUUGGAAAGAUUUGCUAAGAAGACAAGUAAUCGGUCCCUCAGAGGGCAGAGGCUGGAAAGGACCAUGACUGCCUUCAAGAAGGCACAUGAACUCAGACUUCUACCAGAAUUCCUGUACAAGCAGUGGAUUGAGUUGUUGCGGCAGCAUGACUUCCUUAAGGAAGCUCUGCAGGUGGCAGUGGCCGGGAUUGAAUUGUUUAGAGACUCUGUGAUGAUGUGGCAGAUGAAGCUGCAGGUGCUGAUUGAUUCCAAGAGCCCUGACAUAGCCAGUCUUUUUAAAGAAGCCUUUGCGUCCCUGAAACCCCAGGUUUGUCUGCCAUUGUGGAUUUCUUGGGCAGAGUGGAGUGAAGGUGCCAAAAGCCAAGAAGACACUGAAGACAUCUAUAAGAAAGCUAUCUUAGCUGUCACGGGUGCUGACUCAGUCACUUUGAAGGAAAAGUACCUGGAUUGGGCUUAUCGAAGCGGUGGCAACAAAAAGGCCAGAGCUGUGUUUAAAAGUUUACAGGAAAGCCGUCCAUUUUCAGUUGCUUUUUUCAGGAAAGUAAUCCAAUUUGAAAAAGAGCAAGAAUCCUGCAAAAUGGCGAACUUGAGAGAAUAUUAUGAGAGGGCUUUGAGAGAGUUUGGAUCUGUAGAUUCUGAUCUUUGGAUGGAUUACAUCAAAGAAGAAUUGAACCACCCCCUUGGUAGACCUGAGAACUGCGGACAGAUCUAUUGGCGAGCCAUGAAAAUGUUGCAGGGAGAGUCAGCAGAGGCGUUUGUAGCUAAACAUGCUAUGCAUCAAGCUGGCCAUUUGUGAAAAGAAGAAGACCACAGCCAACCUUGUAAAAUAGUAUUGUGAGCCCUCUGGGCAGGUUUUGUUAGGAAUUCAUCUGCAAUUUGCAGACAGGAUUUUGAGAUAUGUUUUAAUUUUGUGUUAAUCUUUAAUUCCAGGAAAGAGAACUGCUGUUUCGUGGCCAGAGGCAACAUGUUGAGGCUGGAUCUACUGUAGGUUCUAAAUGUUUUCCAAAAUAUGUGGAAAUCACAGACUGAUUAGAGUAUCUCUAAUCUCAACCUUGGGGUGGGUUGAAAUUUGGAGAAAGUUCAGUUCUGUUUGUUUAUUCUCUCCUUUUAUAAAAGUAUACAUGGUAUGCAUCUCUGGCAGAAAAUAUGGUGAGAAUAGAAUAAUGGAAAGAAAAUAAAAGUAUCCUGUCAUAUCAUUUGGAGUUAAACUUAGUAAUUUGA